Messenger RNA from Nannochloropsis gaditana CCMP526, 317 nucleotides. RefSeq names its product DNA mismatch repair protein MutL (gene MUTL). Gene Ontology annotation, biological process: mismatch repair. The transcript has 2 exons. Gene Ontology annotation, cellular component: MutLalpha complex. Bases 21 to 317 code for a protein of 98 amino acids. The record is from RefSeq and is a predicted model, not a curated record. Gene Ontology annotation, molecular function: ATP-dependent DNA damage sensor activity; ATP hydrolysis activity.
UAGUGCUUAUCCUGGUGAAGAUGAGUGGGGGAGAUGGUACAAGCUCUGGGAAAUCUACUGGAAAUACAUUGUGCAGCGCUCAGAAGGAUACCCUAGACACUGAUUCUGUAAACUUGCCUUGCAUCAGGCGUCUCGACGCCGAUGUCGUGAACCGGAUUGCCGCCGGCGAGGUGGUGGCCAAGCCAGCCAAUGCCGUAAAGGAGCUCGUGGAGAAUAGCUUGGACGCGGGGGCAAAGUCGAUCGUGGUGACGGUGAAAGACGGAGGCAUGCGGCUGCUUCAGAUUCAGGACGACGGUCACGGGAUCCGGGUAGGUUGA